Messenger RNA from Eublepharis macularius, 1092 nucleotides. Its product is annotated as zinc finger protein OZF-like. Gene Ontology annotation, molecular function: DNA-binding transcription factor activity, RNA polymerase II-specific; RNA polymerase II cis-regulatory region sequence-specific DNA binding. The coding region runs from base 1 to 1092 and encodes 363 amino acids. Gene Ontology annotation, biological process: regulation of transcription by RNA polymerase II. The transcript has a single exon. Lineage: Eukaryota; Metazoa; Chordata; Lepidosauria; Squamata; Eublepharidae. The record is from RefSeq and is a predicted model, not a curated record.
AUGGUAAGCCAGAGUGCAGGUGGAGAGAGGAAGAAGAAGAACAAGCAGAAGUUGGAGCGCCCAUGCCGCAGCCCUCCAGAAGAGGAGGUGGCAGUAAAGAAAAAAGAGGUGCCAUACCCACAUCAGGCAGCUGUCACCAAAGGCGGGCGCCCCAAUCUCUGCUCGGUGUGUGGGAAGAGUUUCCUGCACAGUUCGGAUCUGGUGAACCACCAACGGAUUCACAGUGGAGAUAAACCCUUUGUGUGUACAGAGUGUGGCCACAGCUUCAGGCAAAGUUCCACACUGAUCACACAUCAGCGCAUCCACACUGGUGAGGCCCCUUAUGCCUGUGGCUACUGUGGCAAGCGUUUCCGUGUCAGUUCCAACUUUGUGCGUCAUCGGCGCAUCCACACUGGGGAGAAACCUUACACUUGCCCCAUCUGUGCAAGAAGUUUCACUGACAAGUCGACACUGACACAGCACCAGCGUACACACACAGGAGAGAAACCGUAUCGCUGCUUAGACUGUGGAAAGAGCUUUAGCCGUAGCUCUCAUCGCAAGCGCCACUUGCACAACCCACCUACUCGAGGCCACUCUCGCUGUUCCCAUCGCCCACUUCCAUCUCCGCCAGAGAGGUGUAGUGACAAAGUGAAGGCCACCAAAGAAGCAAAGGCUAAGAAGCAGACAUGGGCAGUUCCUGCAGCUGAGCCAGCCGUUGAGAUCCCCAACACAUGUGCGGAAUGUUGGCAGAGCUUCAGCCAGAACUCAGACCUGGUCAAACACAUGCGCAUCCACACAGGGGAAAAGCCAUUCCACUGUAGCCACUGUGGCAAGCACUUCAGCAUCAGCUCAAACCUGACAAGACACCAGCGCAUCCACACAGGUGAGAAGCCAUAUGCUUGUGAUGCCUGUGGCAAGUGCUUCACUGACAAGUCCACACUAACACAGCACCAGCGCACACACACGGGCGAGAAGCCGUAUAUCUGCAUCUACUGCGGCAAGAACUUCAGCCGCAGCGCUCAUCACAAGAGACAUGAGCGCACUCACACAGCUGGGGAUAACCCACAGGCUCUCCUUCCACUCUGGCACCACCCCCCAUCACAGACUUUCUAG